Messenger RNA from Macroventuria anomochaeta, 2013 nucleotides. RefSeq lists its product as uncharacterized. NCBI's taxonomy places the organism in Eukaryota, Fungi, Ascomycota, Dothideomycetes, Pleosporales, Didymellaceae. The transcript is spliced from 3 exons. The record is from RefSeq and is a predicted model, not a curated record. The annotation marks the transcript as partial.
GCAAACCUGCGUGAUAUGUUCUCUCGCACUGACAAGGACAAGAUCCCGCCCGACCUCAAGCUCGCCCUUACACUCCUCAACCUCACCGAUUUAGCCGGCCUGGAAGCGCACUUCCUCGCCACGACUGCCUUCCUCGCGCCAUGGGCGGCGUUCCGCGACUCUUGCCUUCUCGUCAAUAAAUCGCGCGCCGCUGAGCCGAGUGGGAUCACGCGCCUCGACAUCCUCUGGUUCUACACCCAAUUCGACGAGGGUCUGCGCCGCCACGAUCCGCGCACCGAGAAGCCUGUUGCUUACUUCGAGAUUGAUAAGAGUGAGUGGGGUCCUGCAGAGUUCGAGAAGCAUCUGUAUGCCUGGUUGUUGCAAACAUUUUGUGUAGGGAAGACGUACAGUCCGUUUGGCCUUCGGUACUUCGAGCUCCGGAACAUCUGCACCGCUUGGGAAGAGGUGUUCGUUCCCAUCAUCAGGGCUGUGCGCGCUUCGUACAGCGUGAAGGGUAGGAGGCACUAUGGUCGACUGGCGCUGUUCAUCGAGGACAGGUGCCCGAGCCGCCUUGCCUUUCCAGAGGGGAACAUCACCAUGCCUGACGGUGUUGUCACUUCACCGACGCCGUUCCGCAUGGUUUCCAGACCCUCACACCUCCGUGGCGCCAGCCAAACUGUUUUGACGAAGAAGAACUACGACGAAACUGAGAAGGAACUGCGCAACGUAUACCCGCAAUACGGAGGUCUAGUCGAGCGCCCGAGGUUCAAGCAGAAGAUGGAAGAGUGGCUGGAGGAGCAGCGAGUGCGCGCAGCACGCCGAAAGACGAUCGCGAAGUCAGAGACAGUGCAGUAUGUAACCAAAUAUCAACCACAGGUUGUGCAACAGUCAAGGCAUAACGCUCUUGACAGGUCGCUCACCAAGUCGCCGUCGAAGGACAUGCGCAGUCGCAGCCCCAUCAAGCGUUACUCCGACAGCAUUUGUCGAUCGCUUACCUCUGUGCUUCGUGAUGGAAUACGUGUCACUGACUGCACCGCACAGGAGCUAAAGAGUCCCCUCCACGGCGUUACUCGACAUAUUAACAUUCCUGACGAUGUUCCCGAACAGAAGACCCAGCCAUCAAGGGAAGGUUGUGCAAGGCCCUUGCCUGCGCCACGAUUGCCACGCCCAGAGCCGCUCACACACAGGGCAUCUGAGCAACGCGUGUAUAUGACUGAUCGCAGCUCGAGCCCAUCUAAUGGGAGUGUUCUUGAUGGUUUCCUGGGGGAGAUGCAGCGGCAGAGUGCCGACUUCGAGGACGACAUCUGGUCUCCCAUGGGUGCGCUGAGUGCCAUUCCACGUCCGCUGAAGAAAGGCACUAGCAGAUACGACGAACCGAUUCCAGAUGAGUUGCUGCAAGAGAAGAAGUCGUACUCAGAUGCUCGUCAUCCGAGCUACGAAGGCAACGGCUACCAGGAGGAGAUUAGCUUAUCGAACCUCCACGCCAGGAAUUUCAACGCCGGUGGUCGGUCCAUCGAAAGUGACAAGGCUCCGUCAAAGCCACACAGUCGCCUGCCUGCCCCCAUCAGAGUCCCGCCACCAUAUGUCAGUCAGCUGCGCGUUGCAUCGAACGACACGUACCGCAACGACUCUCCACCAAAGCCCAAGGCUGUCCCAUGGCCAGGCAAUUCGCCACCAAAACAAGUUGCAUGGCUAGGUUACCAAAAUUCGCCUUCUGGCCCCUCGAAAGCUACGUCCGCAUUCGCACCGCCUAUCCCUGCAAAGAGUCCUGAGCGCUGGGCCUCGAAGCGAGGUCAGAGAUCCGAGCAGCUGUUAGAUGAGGAGGCGAGCUCCCACGAGAUUAUGCGCAUCGUUUCCAAGGAAAACAUUCGCGCUGCUCUUGGCAACCUGUCGUCGGAGAGCUCGAUGGAGGAUCUGAGAGCUACUCGUACGAAGAAGGCACCGACGCGUGUUGCAAGCCCACCUAGGCUGGAGACGUUUAACACUCAUAUGUUUCCGAGGAAGGAUGUGCGUUCUGAUGGGUCUCCCGGCUGA